Molecule: messenger RNA, 5154 nt
Organism: Lates calcarifer (barramundi perch)
Lineage: Eukaryota; Metazoa; Chordata; Actinopteri; Centropomidae
Biological process (GO): G protein-coupled receptor signaling pathway
Cellular component (GO): membrane
Molecular function (GO): G protein-coupled receptor activity
Source: RefSeq, a predicted model, not a curated record
AUGAUGACCAUGGUGUUUGCAGUGGAGGAAAUUAACCGUGAUUCAAGGCUGUUACCAGGUGUUAAACUGGGCUACCGGAUCAUGGACAGCUGUGACCAUGUCCACACCAGCAUGCAAGCUCUUUUUUCUUUAAUCAUAGAAAAUGCAACAGAGGACAGGAUGGAGAGAAGUGCACAAUCCGACAUUUUGCCCUCUUGUUUGGCUGGUUCUCCUGUGUCUGCUGUGAUUGGUCUUGCGUCUUCUUCCCCUACAAGAGCUGUAGCUCACACUCUUGGUCCUUUCAACAUCCCGCUGGUGAGUUAUUUUGCCACAUGUACCUGUCUUACUGACAAGCAUACAUACCCUUCAUUCUUACGGACUGUGCCAAGUGAUCUCUUUCAAGUUAAAGGCCUUGUACAGCUGGUCACUUUUUUAGGCUGGCUCUGGGUGGGAACAAUAGGGACCACGGAUGAUUACAGUCACUAUGGCAUCCAAGCGUUCUCUAGUCAGUUCAGACAGCAAGGUGGGUGUGUGGCAUUUCAUCUGACUAUCCCCAAAUCACCCACAGCUGCUGAGAUACAAGAAAUGGCAGACAGGCUGCAGAGUUCAACCACACAGGUCGUGGUGGUUUUUGCCACAGAGGGACAGCUGCUGGAUCUGCUCUUAGAGGGUACACUGGGCUUCGCCUUCCCCGGAGUCAGAAUCCCCGGUUUGAAAGAGUUCCUGCUGAAUGUUCGACCAUCUCCCACACCAGGAAUGGAAUUUGUUAACAUGUUCUGGGAGGAGUUAUUUGGCUGUAGGCUACAGUUUGGAGGAGACAGAUCCAAAGAAAAUGCAGCAGAUAUUCCUGUCUGCACAGGUUCAGAGGAUCUGAGUAACACAGAAAGCAGUUAUACCGAUGUAUCCCAGGCAAGAAUAUCCUAUAAUGUGUACAAAGCUGUAUAUGCCAUCGCUCAUGCUCUGCACACUUUACUGAACUGUGAUUCUGCAGAACUUAACAUGGGAAUGUGUGAGAAACAUAAAUCAUUUACCUCUAGACAGUUGCUGGAUCAUCUGAAGACAGUAAAUUUUACCAACCAGUUUGAGGAGAAGGUAUAUUUUGACUCCAACGGAGAGCCGGUCCCUCUGUAUGACAUCAUUAACUGGCAGAAGAACAGCAAGGGUGAAAUUAGGUUCAUCAAAGUGGGAAGCUAUGAUGGGUCAACUCCACUGGGACAACAGCUGCAGUUGGAGCAAAGCACAAUUGUAUGGACAAAAGGACAGUCACAGGUGCCUGUAUCUCAGUGUAGUGCUCCAUGCCCAUCUGGCACCAGGCAGGCCAGACGUCCAGGAGAGCCUCAGUGUUGCUUUGACUGUUUGCCCUGUGCAGAUGGAGAGAUCAGCAACCAGACUGGUUCCACUGAGUGCACAAAGUGUCCUGAGUUUUACUGGUCAGACAAAGAUAAGGUGAACUGCAUCGCCGGGAUAGAGGAAUUUCUGUCUUUCUAUGACACCAUGGGUAUCGUCCUGGUCGUGCUCACCCUACUGGGUGUUGUCCUGACAACAAUCAUCACCACUGUCUUUCACCGUUUCCGCUCUACACCCAUUGUCAAGGCCAACAACUCAGAAAUAAGUUUUUUACUUCUCCUGUCGCUCAAGCUCUGCUUCUUGUGUUCCCUGUUGUUCAUUGGCCAGCCAUCUGUGUGGACAUGCAGGCUCCGCCAGGCAGCAUUUGGGAUCAGCUUUGUUCUCUGUCUGUCCUGCCUCCUUGUUAAGACCAUUGUAGUUCUUUUGGCAUUCCAGGCGAAUAUACCUGGUACCAGAGCUCUGAAGCUGUUUGGGCCCUCCCAGCAGAGAUCUCUGAUCCUCGCAGCCACAGCUCCUCAGGUUUGUCUCUGUGCUGGUUGGCUGUUGGCCGCACCUCCCUUCCCAUUCAAGAACCCAACCUAUCAAGCCUCAACUGGAAAAAUUGUUGUGGAGUGUAAGGAGCCAUGGCCUCCUGGAUUUUACCUGGUCUUGGGCUAUAUUGGCCUACUGGCGUUCCUCUGCCUCCUCCUGGCAUUCCUCGGACGCAAGCUACCUGAUGCGUUCAAUGAGGCAAAGCUCAUCACCUUCAGCAUGUUGAUCUUCUGGGCCGUAUGGAUCUCUUUCAUCCCAGCUUAUGUAAGCUCUCCUGGCAAAUUCACCGUGGCUGUGGAAAUAUUUGCGAUACUAGCCUCCAGUUUUGGACUGUUACUAUGUAUUUUUGUGCCCAAAUGUUACAUAAUUUUACUUCGGCCUGAAAGAAACAUUAAGAAAGGUCUGGUAGCAGUGAAAGCAGCCAACACUACCAGAGUCUUCCCCAGAAUGCAAGAGAUGCAAAGUGAAAAUGUGAUGCUAAAGGCAGUGUGGCGCAGCAUGCAGGACCAAGAUGUUGGCUUUCCAAUGAAAACCAGAGAACACAGGAAACACAGAGUCAGCGCAAACAGGAUGAAGAAGCUGAGUUCAGAAAUAUUUGACAUCACUGAGCUGGAGUUUUCCUUCAAACCUAGGCCAAACAUGGCAUUGUGGGCUGCAAAGCUUAUUAUGUUUCUUUCUCUCUUUAGGGGCACACUUGGCUCAGCUGCUCUGGAUAGCUGUGUUUUCUUGGGGGAAGAGGAGAAAAACAGUCUAUACGAAGAUGGAGAUGUAGUUAUAGGGGGCUUAUUCCCUCUACACUACAGCCCUGAGUCUUCUCUUCCAACAUACAAAACCAAACCAACUCUUACUAUGUAUAAUUUCAAAUCUCGUGCCUUGAGGUGGAUUCAGACCAUGACUUUUGCAAUCAAAGAGAUCAACCAGCGCAGUGACCUCCUGCCACAGCUCAAGCUGGGUUACCACAUCCGUGACAGCUGUGAUGACAUACCUGUGGCUCUGAGAGAACUGUUGCUGUUGGUAAAUGGCCAACCAGAGAGAGGGUCAGGAGCUGAUAGUAUUAAAAAAGACAAAGAUCUAGAAAGAAACAAUGGUUCUAGCUUAGGCUGUGCUGCUGUACACAGGACUGUGUCCCCAGUUAUCGUAGGAGAUGCUAGCUCUGGGAGUUCUGUGGCUCUGCUAAGAAGCCUGGGUUCUUUCCAUAUCCCACUGGUGAGCUAUUUUGCAUCCUGCAGCUGUCUGAGUGACCAAAGGGAAUUCCCCACCUUCAUGCGCACGAUGCCUAGUGAUGCCUUCCAGAUCAGAGCCCUGGUCCAGCUGGUUACCUACUUUGGCUGGACCUGGGUGGGAGUCAUUGGCGUGGACUCUGAUUAUGCUCGCUUUGCCAUCCAGCUUUUCCUACAGGAGUCAGUGCAGUAUGGUGUAUGUGCUGCCUACACUCAUCUCUAUCCUGUAACUCUGAGUCAGCAGGCUCUAGAUAAGCUUCUGGAAUGUUAUUCAGGUACCUCCAUGGCAUCCUCAAAGGUCAUCAUUAACUUUUGCAGUGAGUCAGAGAUGCAGGGCAUUCUCACAGAAAUCAGACGUCGGAAUAUAACUGGCCUGCAGUGGAUUGCCAGUGAGGCCUGGGCCACUGCCACAUUGCUCUGGGAAAAGUUUGGAAAUCUCCUGACUGGAACUCUAGGAUUUGCCAUCCAGAGAGCUGAUGUGAUUCCAGGGCUGGAGGAACAUCUCACCAGUGUCAGACCCUCAGAUAUUCAUAAAUCUACUUUCUUAGCAGAAUUUUGGGAAGAGACGUUUAACUGUCGAUUGAACGGGUCAGUGAACAGCCACUUCCACGGGGUUGGCAACUACCUUGACAGAUUGCCAUGUAAAGGGACAGAGAGUUUAGAUGAUGUUUACUCUCCUUAUUCUGAUGUGACACAGCUACGAGUGUCCUAUAACAUCUACAAAGCUGUGUAUCUGGUGGCCCAUGCCUUGCAAGAUAUGAGUGACUGCAAAGGUGGAAAAGGUCCUUUUUCUAAUGGCACCUGUGCAGAUCCAAAACAUUUUAAACCUUGGCAGCUCAUCCACUACAUGAGGCGUGCUAAUUUUUCUGCACAGGGGGCAAAAGUCAAUUUUGAUCAAAAUGGUGACCCCAUUGCUUAUUAUGAUCUCUUGAACUGGCAGAGGAGUCCUGAUGGCUCACUGCAUUUAGUUAAAGUAGGUUUCUAUGAUGCCUCAUCGCCUGCUGGAUACAGCCUGGUCAUAAAUGACUCAGUGAUUCAGUGGCCUGUCGGGAAGCAGGCUUCCCGGUCUGUAUGCAGUGAUAGCUGUCCUCCAGGUUCCCGUGUUGCCAGGAGAAAGGGGGAACCCAUCUGCUGUUUUGACUGUGUCCCCUGUGCUGAGGGAGAAGUUAGUAAUGAGACUGAUUCUUUAGAGUGCACCCGCUGCUCAGAGGACACGUGGCCCAAUAGAGCCAGAGACCUCUGCAUCCCAAAGACUAUUGAGUACCUGUCUUAUCAUGAGUUAAUGGGUAUCAUGCUGUGUGUUGUAUCUGUACUCGGAGCUUGUAUUUCCCUCUCCAUCCUUGCCAUAUUCUUCAUGUAUAAAGAUACACCACUGGUUCGGGCCAACAACAUGGAACUGAGCUUCCUUCUCUUGGUGUUCCUUGCUGUCUGUUUCCUUGUUGGUCUAUUGUUCAUUGGUGAGCCUUCAGACUGGCUUUGCCGUAUCAGGUAUCCAACAUUUGGGAUCAGUGUUGCCCUCUGCAUUUCAUGCCUCCUGGCCAAGACAGCAGUGGUCCUAAUGGCUUUCAGGUCCACAUUGCCAGGAAGUAAUAUGAUGAAGUGGUUUGGACCCAACCAGCAGAGAGCCAGUGUACUUUUCGGAACAGCUGUACAGGUAAUAAUAUGUCUUAUCUGGCUGCUCACCAGCCCACCUCAUGCCAACAGCAACACAGAUUACCACAGUGCUACCAUCAUCAUGGAGUGUGUUACUGGUUCAGAAGUUUGCUUCUGGUGUGUUCUUGGAUACAUUGGCAUCCUGGCCUGCAUGUGCUUCCUAAUGGCUUUUCUGGCUCGAAAGCUCCCUGAUAAUUUUAAUGAGGCAAAGUUCAUUACCUUCAGCAUGCUGAUAUUCUUUGCAGUGUGGAUCACUUUUAUCCCAGUUUAUGUGAGCACAGCUGGAAAAUACACAGUGGCUGUCCAUAUUUUUGCAAUUUUAGCUUCAGCAUUUGGACUUCUUUUCUGCAUUUUUGCCCCAAAGUGCUAUAUCAUAAUUUUGAAACCAGAAAAAAACAGUAAGAAACACAUGAUGCAAAGGUGA